Messenger RNA from Anolis sagrei ordinatus, 5379 nucleotides. It is a transcript of the gene NAXD, whose product is annotated as NAD(P)HX dehydratase. Lineage: Eukaryota; Metazoa; Chordata; Lepidosauria; Squamata; Anolidae. Gene Ontology annotation, biological process: metabolite repair. Gene Ontology annotation, molecular function: ATP-dependent NAD(P)H-hydrate dehydratase activity. The record is from RefSeq and is a predicted model, not a curated record.
UAUUCCUCGGAGCGAGGCCAUCAAGCUGCGGAGGGCUUUGUGUGCGUGAACUUGGCGGCGGGGCGCGCGCACGGAGCGGCGGCGGCAGCGGGGACAGCGCCAUGCGCGGUGACGCCGUCCCGCCUGGGGCCCUCAGGGAGCCGGGGCGGGGGAGGACAGAGGCCCUCCGCUCGGCCGGAGCGGGCCUUCGGAGCCAGGCCCUCCUCGCUAGCCGCUGCCAUCGUAGUGGUUCUUGUUCGCUGAGGCGAUGAGGCGCAGGGCGGGCCUACUGGCGCUCCCUGCGGGCGGCUGAAGGGGGCCGGCUAGGCCAGGCCAGGCAGGGCGCGCGCCUCAGCCGGGUCCCUUUUGUGCUGCGAGGAGGGGAGUAGGCCUCGGUCCGAGGGAUGCUGUGGUGGCGGCGGCGCGGGGGGCGUUGACCCUCCGCCGGUUGCUGUCCCGCUGGCGGGGCCCGGCUCGGUGGCGCCUCCUCCUGCUCCUCCUCGGCGGGCCUGGUGGCGGGGCGCCCGGGGGAGGAUGCUGGCCACGACGCGGGGCUUCCUGUGGUCGGAGCUGGAGACGCGGGCGCUGCUGGGCAUCUGGGGCGAGGCCGGGGUGCAGAGCGCGCUGGAGGGCCACUUCCGCAACAGCCAUGUCUACCGCGACGUGGCCCGGCGCCUGGCCGAGCUGGGCUUCGAGCGCACCCCCGAGCAGUGCCGCAUCCGCAUCAAGGGCCUCAAGCGGCAGUACUUCCAGGCCCGCGAGGGCCUCCACCGCAACGGGCACGUCCCGCCCCGGAAAGGGGGGCCCGGCCCCAACGCCAGCGCCGCCGCCUACGCCAACGCCUGCAAGUACUACCACGAGAUGGACCGCGUCCUCGCCUCCCGGCUGCCCGGGCUCGGCCCCGGCGUCCCGCGUGGCAGCCCCCCCGUGACCCCCCAGGAAGAGGCCCCCGAAAGGCAUAGAGGAGGGGGAGGAGGAGGGAACCACCACGGCGCCGGCGCCGCCAUCAUCGCCGCCGCCGCGCCCCCUUCCGCCGGACCCGGGAGCCUCCUCCGCCGCAGGGAGGAGCAGCAUAGGAAGGAGGAGGAGGAGGAAGAAGAGGAGGAGGAGGAAGAAGAAGAUGCAGAGGAAGAAGACGGGGCCGAGCUGGGGUCUCCCCCGCGGGACUCCUUCAUGCAGGACUCCGGGGAGUGCUCCUCCUUCGCCCAGCACCCCAUCAAAGUGGAGGGAGCCCCCUUCGCCAUCCCAGAAGGUUUUAGGCAAAUUAAUGCUCACACCAAUGCACCACCCUUAUUAUCUCAGGCUAAAAGAUCAAAAAAACGUCAUGGAAACUUAACAUUGGACAAAAUGAUGGAAAGGUUUCUACUACAAAGCAUGGAUACUGAAGAGAAGUUUUACAAAUAUGAAGAGCAACGGCUUAAAGCUGAGGAAAACCGACGGGAAGCUGAGCAUGCUAGGGAGUUCCAGAUGUUGCAGAUGUUGGGACAGAUGUUAGCAGGCAUUUCCUCCACAGUAUCACAAAGGUCACAGUAUAUGUCGAGCAAUCCUUCACAGAGAUCAAAUCACCGAUCAUAUGGAGAUAAUUUUAACUAUAAUUCUAUGACGACUUUAUCUCCACCCAUAGUUAUAGAGAGAUCUUUUUCAAUGCACAAAACGCAUUCUAUAAAGGAAAUGGAGAAUAUAUUCCAACUGGUGCGAAACAUCAUUCCUCCUCUAACUGCCAAAAAACAUAAAGGCCAAGAUGGACGAAUAGGAAUAGUUGGAGGAUGCCAAGAGUAUACUGGGGCACCAUAUUUUGCUGCAAUUUCAGCUCUCAAAGUGGGUGCAGAUCUAUCCCAUGUAUUUUGUACCAAAGAUGCAGCAUGUGUAAUCAAGUCUUACAGCCCAGAGCUCAUUGUUCAUCCAGUUCUGGAUAGGCCUGAUGCUGUUCAUGAAGUGGAAAAGUGGCUACCACGAUUGCACUCGGUUGUCAUUGGCCCUGGAUUGGGGAGAGAGGAUGUACUGCUUGCAAAUGCUAAGGGUAUUGUAGAAAAAGCCAAGGUCAAAGGAAUUCCUAUUGUAAUUGAUGCCGAUGGCUUAUGGCUAAUUGCCCAGCAGCCUUCGGUUAUUCAGAAUUAUCCUCGAGCUAUUCUUACCCCAAAUGCUAUGGAAUUUAGCAGAUUAUAUGAAGCAAUGCUUAGGGAUCCCGUAGAUAGUAAUGACCAGCAUGGAUGUCUGCUAAGGCUCAGCCAAGCCCUAGGAAACGUGACAAUUGUCCAAAAAGGAGAACGAGAUCUUAUUUCAGAUGGAGAAAAGGUGCUUGUAUGUAGCCAUGAAGGAAGCAGCAGAAGAUGCGGUGGACAAGGGGAUCUUCUCUCAGGGUCUCUUGGAGUCCUGGCUCACUGGGCCUUGCUUGCUGGACCAGAAAAAACAAAUGGUCAAAAUCCCUUCCUAGUGGCUGCAUUUGGAGCAUGCUCGCUUACGAGGCAGUGCAACCACCAAGCUUUUCAAAAAUGCGGACGGUCUAUGACAGCCUCUGAUAUGAUUUUAGAAAUUGGAGCAGCAUUUAAUAAACUCUUUGAAACAUAAGACCAAAGCAGAAGAAAAGGAAGGAAGAACACAACACGGACAGCAGAAAAAUUAUAAUACGAUAUCCAUGCAUAAUGCACCCAUUUUCAAGUGCUGUUAAGCAGCAUUGGUAAUCUAGGUAGUGUUUAUUUUUUAAAAAUAGAAAAAUUGUAGAUAUUUUUUAAAGAGUUUGGAAUACAUUUUUUGGCUGAAUAAGCUGUAGUUGCAGAUGUUAUAAUAUAAUAAAACUAAAUUGAAAGUCUUUCCUCUGUCCUAUUUCACAAGUUAUUGAGCAAUAACAAAGUGUGUGCUAGCAGCAAAACAUGCACUUGAUAUAUGAUAGAAAAAAUACAUUGGAGUUCAUAAACACUUAUAAAUUCUGUUUAUAAAUUACUGUUGAAUUCAGUGUUGCUUGCUCUCUAAUAAUUCUGUUCAGGAUUGUAAUCCAAGUUUCACUGAUUUCAGUGGAAGGAAUGCUAAUUCUACCCUUUUCCCUUAACCUUGAAAUGAACAGGAUUUGAAAGUACUUGACUUUGGCUGGAUUCUGUCAUAAUAUUCUUUCACCAGCUCACCGCAAUCCCUUGGUUUGUACCAAGUUCAUCUCUAUUUUGUUCCAUUACCGGUUUUCAAACUCUGCACAUUGUGUUGCUUUUGAAAUAUGCCAUAUUUGAGCAAGGGCUGCAUGCAAAAUGGCCUCUGAGUCUUAGGUAGAUGAGCACUGUUUUUGCUUUUUGUUUUGGGGGAUAGAAAGGGAGGGAUGGGCAUCACUAGUCUUUAUUUAAAACAGUGCUAAGAGGCUGUAAGACAUGGCACGUGAACGUAGAAUUAGCUGAAUAUAGUAAAGCAUCUACUAAUCAGGGCUAAUUUAGAAUAUGAAACCAAAUAAUUUCGAAGCUAGGCAUAAUUAUGUGAAAGGUGUCAAGAGAGUUGUACAAAAAAGGAGGGAGGGGCUUUAGCAACAAUUCAUCCUAAGCAGCUCUUGUCACAGGACCCACAUAGUUUUUGCACAUGAAUAACUGACAGGACAUGCCCUUCAUACUUCUAUUCUACUGUAAAAAUGUCACCUUUUGUUUGUUAGAAUGAUACACAAGUAUGUAGAUUUUUCAAAAUCAAUUAUUGCCAGCAUACAGUAAUUGGAGAACAAAAGGUGAAAGGCUGCUCAGAACAUAUUGCAGGGCAAAGAAAUGGUUUUCCAUCAUCGGGCCUCAUUAGGACAUCAAUUCCCAUAAUCCCUGACUAGUGUGGCAUUUAGCAAUUCCAGGGACUAAAAUAUAGAAGGCCAAAAAUUGAUGAUCAUUGGAGCAAAAGGUGAGGAAAAUGUAUUCCUGAUAUAACAACACAGAGCAGAUGUUCUGAAAUUUUGGUUCUCAGGAUGUAUUGGGACUUCAGCUCCCAUAAUUCCUGUAUGCUAACCAUAUUGGCUGGGGCUGCUGGGAAUUGACGUCCAAACCAUCUGGAAGAACAAAAUGUUGAGAAAGCUUUGUAACUAGUGGCAGCACAAGCAUUCAAGAUAGGUCAGUUGCUCCAAUCUUCUGCAAUUUUUCCUGAUUGAGUAGAUACAUUAAUUUUGUAGGAUCUGUGCAUUGUAUUUUCACUUGAGAAAAUCCCUUAUUAUUUUUUACAGACUGCAAAGGAAGAUUAUGACAAAAUCCCCUUUAUUUUUACUUGAAUGAUUUGCAGCUUGUCACUGUUCAUAUUUACUCAGAAACAAGUUCCACUGAAUUCACUGGGACUUGCUUCCAAAUAUGUAUAGGGAUAUCUGCAGCCUUAGUCUACAAUCUCUAGCUCAAAACUAGCAUUCCCUUUGAAAAAAGGACAGGGUGUUGUUCUUGUUAGGGUUUGCUACCAUAUGCAGUAGCCAGACACCAUUUAAUAUUACUUUCUUACUUGCAGCCAGGCAAUCGCUUUGUAUAAAUUCAGUGUGCUUACUGCUAACAUUUGGAUGCACUGUAACUACUACCUCAGAACAAUACUUUAGUUUCAUUAUUUCUUUUAAUGUAAUGUUUCAUUCAUUGUCUGUAUCAGUGUUGAGCACACCAACUCAAACUAAACAGAAAGGUACAGUCCAUACCACUUGAGAAUAUUAACAGAAGAUAGCUCUUCUCUGAGGAAAAUUAGCACAGCAGCAAAAAGGGUGUUUAUGCCCUACCUUUACUUUCAGCACUACAAACUGUGGUUGGUAUGUAUCUUUCCUUAAAUGUUCACUUUGGCUCUAAAAAGAGCUUAGCAAUAUUUAAGUAAACUGUUUUUCUGAUGCAUGCUCAAUUUAAAGUGGGGUUGUCAAAUUUUUGGAAAGUCGCAGUAGUGCUCCAGAGCCAUUCUUUUGUCUGCACAGGCACACGAUUGCAUAUGUUGGAAAGGGAAAUGCAUUUUCCUCUCAUGUCUACUUCUAGGUCUCCCUCUUCAGCCAAUGCAAAUAUCUUCUUGCAAGCUGAAGAGAGGCCUGUAUAGGGAUAUGGGAUCUAUAGCUAAAACAGUUUCCCCUAAAUAUCCUGCAGUACUGUCUGCAUAUGUGCCUGUCUUGUAAGUACAGGGAAGGUGAAGGCCUGAACAUAGAGCAGUUUGCUAGAGCUCUCAGUGUUUACUUGGGGGUAUAAGGAUAUUAUUGGAGAAUGUAUUCCUCACUAAGAAUCAUUAGAAAAUAGCUUAAAUAUUAUGAUGGAGCAAUCAGUUUCUAAAACUUAAGUAGAAAAAUCUUAGUUAUACUUGCAGGGAAACCAAAUCUGAUCUUGAAUUUUUCAAAGCAAAUCCAAACAGUCAGUAUAGAGUCAGUCAUGCCUGUUUUUAAUUGUAUUACACCCAUUGGAAACACAUUGUUCAAAUUUUAAGAAAAUAAAAUAUUGCAAAUCACAA